Messenger RNA from Tremella mesenterica DSM 1558, 1237 nucleotides. RefSeq lists its product as uncharacterized. The annotation marks the transcript as partial. Lineage: Eukaryota; Fungi; Basidiomycota; Tremellomycetes; Tremellales; Tremellaceae. The transcript has a single exon. The record is from RefSeq and is a predicted model, not a curated record.
AAAAAAAAAGCUUGACGGUGCUGCUACCCCUACGACUCGAAGCGUUACGCCAAACGUCAUACUCUGACCAUACCCCGGUCCGACCGAUCUCCUUCUAAUCUUCUCCUUCCUCGACCUCCACCGACUUUUGGAGUUUCUCUCAUUUCAAGUCGUCUAGAAGACGAGGACCGACUUUCUUUCAUCUUACGGCAGUUGACCUGCUUGGAGAGCUCAGGAAGUUCAUCCAUUCUCAUACCUUCUUUUCUUUCGAUCAAGCAGACAAACCCGACAUGCUUCCGUUUUCUACCUUAUCCCUUCUCCUCCUCACCCUCCUCUCUUCCACCUCGGCUGAGCAAAAUGGCAGCAAGACUCCUCUUGGGAGACGUCAGCAGCCUCCGGUACCACACUCGUUAGAACAUCGUGAUGGAAUCCAAAAUCAGCAACUCCGAGAGUUGGAAGAACGAUUGCUUCCUAUCACAGCGACAACGACCGUGGAAAUUGAAAUGACAACCACUCGUACUAUAUGGGUUCAACCGACGGAUCAGGUGGUAUUAGGAGGAAGUGCAAGUACAAGUGCAUUGAUCUCCUUGACUACCUCUUCACAGAGCUCUUCAUCAAUCUUCUCUACCUCCUCUUCGGCAUCUGGAGGAUCAUCAUCAUCUCCCUCACUUUUCUCCUCUUCGGUUGGGGUCGCUGAAGCAUCGAGCUUCGUCUCUGCAUCGCCCUCGACUUCUACAACUUCUCUCUCCUCAUCAUCCAUCUCCUCUCUCGGAGUUGCAGAAGCGUCGAGCUCGGUCUCCGCUACCUCCUCCAUCUCGACCCUCUCAUCUUCUUCUUCACUUGUCCUCACUUCCGCUUCCUCUUUCCCCCUCAGCGCAUCCUCUUCCAGCUACUCAAGCGAUACCUCCUCCGCAACAACACCCCCCUACGAAACAUCCUCAGCUUUAUCGACAGCUUCGACGUCGAGCUCAUACCCUUCUGCUUCUACAACACUCUCGGCACUAGGAAUUUCGAGCUCCGCCAAUGCGUCAUCUAGCGCUAUUUCAUCUUCUCCUACUCCCUCUUCUUCUUCUUCCUCCUCCACCAACGAAUCUCUCUCCGGGGACAGCUACCGUAGCUCUUCCUCUCAUGCUUCCUCCCUCACUCGUUCAUCUAUUCACCUCACCUCGGUGACCCCUUCUUCCUCUCUUCCGGCGUCUACAACAGCCAGCCUGACCUCGUCCUCAACCGCUUCGGCCACUGCAACCCUCAGCCCUCU